AUGGCUCUACAAGAUCUGACAGAUCCACCAGAAGAUCAUCUGUCUUGUUCGUCUGAUCCUGGUCAAGAACCGCCUGGUUUUGUACCAACAUGUCUGCAGAAUUCAGCUGAUCAUCAGUCGGAUCCAUCUGUCCAUGAAACCAUGGCUCUACAAGAUCUGACUGAUCCUACAGAAGAUCGUCUGUCUGGUUUGCCUGAUCCUGGUCAAGAACCGCCUGGUUUUGUACCAACGUGUCUGCAGGAUUCAGCUGAUCUUCUUCCAGGCCCGUCAGCUCUUGAGCCAGUACUCCCAAAAUUUCCAGCUGCUUGCAAGCAUAGACGAAUCAAGGAUCAAACCCGAGCAGCCUGUUUCAGCCGUCCAACUCCAGUACCAUUUGAUGAGAUUUAUGAAGUGGGAGAUGAGCUUGGACAAGGAGGCUUUGGCACUGUGUACGAGGGGACUUCAAAAAAUCAACGCAAGAAGGUUGCUAUCAAAAUCAUCCACAAGUGUGAAAGAGACCGUUAUAUUGAACUACCUGGCUGUUCAAAGCCACUGUUUGCAGAAGUGGCUGCAAAUCUGCUGCUGAAACAGGCUCCAUUAAGCCCCUACAUUGUGUACAUGCUGGAAUGGUUUGAAGAGGAGGAUCGGUUCAUCCUCAUCCUGGAACAUCCGGAACCCUGCAAGGACUUGCUCAAAUUUGUGGUUAACAACAUGCAUUGGGCUAACGAAUUACAGACACGUAGCCUGAUGUAUCAAGCGGUGCUCGGGGCCAAGCACUGUCUUGACCGAGGUGUCUUUCACCGGGACAUUAAGUUGAAUAACUUUCUGAUCAACACGACGACUAACCGAGUCCAACUAAUAGACUUUGGCUGCAGUGACCUCGUCAAAAGUACAGGCUACUUGGGUGGUUUUAUAGGAGGAGUCUGCCCGCCUGAAUACUACAACGACUUAAGAUACAAGGCAGAGCCAACAACCGUCUGGUCUCUGGGUGUAAUGAUGUACACAAUGAUGUGCAAAUGUCGACCCUUUAGAAGUCCUGAAGACAUGAUGCAUGGCAGUCUGAGUUUUAACGUUAGAGUAUCCACAGAAUUGCAGAACUUGAUAAGUCGCUGCCUGACUGUUGACCCAACUAAGAGAGCGACUAUUGAGGAGAUCCUACAGCAUAAAUGGUUUUUUCAACAAAGCUCAACUUACGCAUGGAGCCAAUUUGAUCCUAAAGACUUUGCAGGAGUUGAUGUUGAUGCUGAUAUUUUUGAUGAGCUUGUGAGAACAUCUAAGGUGUCCUUCAGACUUUUAGACGGUGAUAAAGCCGGUAAGAAGCUGGUAAACAUCCUUGUGGCUGAUAUGGUAGAGAAGUAUGGUGUACCUGAUGAAAUUGAUGUGACUGAUGCAGACCCAAGGAAGGAUGAAGUGCAAGAUGCUUACACAGAGAAUUUAGCUCUGUUUUACUUGGCUUUGGAGGCAAAGCAUUUAGUCCCAGUCUCCACAAUCACAGAGAUGGCAAAUGAAAUGAAGACUCUUCAAGUUAGUAACUGA
Molecule: messenger RNA, 1515 nt
Organism: Puntigrus tetrazona (Sumatra barb)
Lineage: Eukaryota; Metazoa; Chordata; Actinopteri; Cypriniformes; Cyprinidae
Product: serine/threonine-protein kinase pim-1-like
Biological process (GO): regulation of mitotic cell cycle; negative regulation of apoptotic process; protein autophosphorylation
Cellular component (GO): cytoplasm
Molecular function (GO): protein serine/threonine kinase activity; ATP binding
Source: RefSeq, a predicted model, not a curated record